Molecule: messenger RNA, 3056 nt
Organism: Oreochromis aureus
Lineage: Eukaryota; Metazoa; Chordata; Actinopteri; Cichliformes; Cichlidae
Gene: noc3l
Product: NOC3-like DNA replication regulator
Exons: 21
Coding region: 410-2818 (802 amino acids)
Biological process (GO): DNA replication initiation
Cellular component (GO): nucleolus
Molecular function (GO): chromatin binding
Source: RefSeq, a predicted model, not a curated record
GAAGGUGCAUAGAGAACACAUCCAGAAAGCAUGGCAGGACCUCGGGGAGUCUGAAUCCGAGGGAAAAUAAUCAGAUUACACCCACACACACACUCUUUCUCUUGAGUCUGUUUGAAGCAACAUCGGUAAAUCUCCCCGUGGAGGCCUCACGGAGAGCCGUAGGGCGUCUGAGGCGCGCUCCAGUCCAGCAGGGGGGAAAAAACUGGUCCUGUCCUCCGGCCGCUGGGGGCGCUGUCCUCCCAUCACAGCAGGGCUGUUACUUUUCUGUUUCCGGGUCCUUAGAGAGCAACGUGUGGAGGUAACCCGCAUCUCGGCACCAAAACACUCCGACACUCCAAACCAAAGUGACCGAGCAGGAGCAACUGCAGUCCGGCCUGACACAGCGGAGACACCGGAACAUCCUGCAGCCAUGGGCCCGCCUCGCUCGAAGAAGCGGCGGCCGACGUUUCGCCGCCUGCUGAAGACGAGCGGCGUGAAGCUGGAGAACAAGCUGAAGAACCGCCAGCUGAAGCAGCAGAACGUCGCCAAGAAGCAGCGCAAGGAGCAGAAGAGGCUGAGGCAGGCGGUGAAGGGCGCCGCCGGCGACACGCCCCGCCCCCUGGAGACGUACAGGAAGAGACCAGAGGAGGAGGAGGAGGAGGAGGAGUUUCUGGAGAGCCUGCCCACAGACAUGAUGGAGCAGGAAGACCUGCAGCAGAUGACCGCCAUGGCUCGCCAGGCGUCCUUCAUCACCAGGGACCUGUCGUCAUGCGGGCCGGUGCAUGGUGGGAGGAAGCGGAAAUCGGACGUAGCUCGCAGCUACGAGAAGGUUCCCAGGAAGAUGGCGAGGACGGAGGAGAAGGAAGUGAUCCACCUGCUGCCGAUCAAAGACAAGACGGGCGUGAUCCCACAGAGCGUCGAGAGGGUGGUGGAGAAGCAGCCGGAGGAGGAGGAGCAGGGGGAGGAGCAGGAGGAGGAGCCUGAUGACGUCGACACAGAGGCGGAGCCACCGAGCUGCCAGGAGAUGACACCGGCGCAGAGAGAGCGGCUCAGGAAUCAGAAGCUGAACGAGAGGAAGCUGACCAUCGCCGGCCUGGCGUCGGCCAUUGUGUCGGACCCCAUCGGCAGCAUAAAGCGCGUGAAGGAGCUGAGGGGGAUGCUGAUGGAGGCCGACCCCAGCGUGGCGGUGACGGUCAGGAAGCUGGUGAUGGUUUCUUUGAUGGAGGUCUUCAAAGACAUCGCCCCCACCUACAGGAUCCGACCUCUGACCUCGGCAGAGAAGGCCGCUAAGGUGAAGAAGGAGACGCAGGUGCUCCGAGAGUUCGAGGAGGGUUUGGUGAGUCAGUACAAGUUCUACCUGGAGGACCUGGAGCAGACUGUCAAAGACUGGAAGCAGAAGAAGAAGAAGCGCAGUCAGGCGGUGGCGCUGCAGGCGUACGGCGGGCUGGCCGAGGUCGCCGUCCGCUGCCUGUGCGAGCUGCUCGUCGCUCUGCCUCACUUCAACUUCCACAACAACAUUGUGGUCGUCCUGGCGCCGCUGAUGAACGACUCCACCAAGAAGGUGUCCGGCAUGUGCUGUGACGCGUUCAGGAAGCUCUUCCAGCAGGACAGAGUGGGCGGGGCCUCGCUGGCCACGGUGCGAGUUAUCUCCGGCCUCGUGAAGAGCCUGAACUACAACGUCCGACCCGAGCUGCUGCGGACGCUGCUGAGUCUGAGGAUUAAAGAGGUGGAGAUGAAGAAGGACAUCGAGGCUGCGGCACCAAAGAAGAAGUUCAUGACCAACAAGGAGAGGAAGAAGAACCUGUCGAGGAUGCAGAGGAAGUGGAAGAAGGCUGAGGAGAAGCUGGAGAAGGAGCUGCUGGAGGCCGAAGCCUCAGAGAGCAAAGACAAGAAGAUCAAGCUGCACACAGAGACGCUGAACAUCGUCUUCCUCAUUUACUUCAGGAUUUUGAAGAAGGCUCAGAAAUCAGUUCUUCUCCCUGCAGUUCUGGAGGGGCUCGCCAAUUUUGCUCACCUCAUCAACCUGGAGUUCUUUGAUGACCUGCUCAACGUGCUGCAGGACCUCAUCCAAGCAGGAGAUUUGUCCAAUAAGGAGACGCUGCACUGCAUCCAGACCGUCUUCACCAUCCUGUCAGGACAAGGUGACGUCCUGAACAUCGACCCGCUCAACUUUUACUCUCAGUUAUAUAAACUGCUGCCCAGGCUCCACGCAGGGGGGCCCAAUGAUGACGCCAUCAUUGUACUGCGGUGUCUGGACGCAAUGCUGACCCGCCGCAGGAAGCAGGUGACCCUACAGAGGGCGAUGGCGUUUGUCAAAAGGCUGAGCACGAUCAGUCUGCACGUAAUGCCCAACGCCAGCGUGGGAAUUCUUGCCACCAACCGAGCCACGAUGCAUUCCUUCCCCAAGUGUGACUUCCUGCUGGACAACGAGAUUCAGGGCAGUGGGUUCUACCUGCCGGAGCUCGACGAACCUGAACACUGCAACGCUCAAAACACAGCACUGUGGGAGCUACACACACUGCAGGUACAUUACCACCCCGUCGUGCGGCGGUUUGCAGUCCACCUGAGUCAGGGCGCUCCCUCUGAAGGCUCGGCGGCGCUCAGUGUGGAGCUGAGUCGCAGGUCAUCUGUGGAGCUGUUUGACGACUACAGCAUCAAGGAUAUGACCUUUAACCCCCCUGUAGCAUCACCAAGCCUCAAGAAGAAGGAUCAUUUUGUGGUCGGAGCGACGCUGCUUGACGCCGAGUUGCAGAGAAGAAUCGAGUGCGCCCUGACCCCCGCCAAGGACACACAGCUGGACUUUACUGCAGCGCACACACACAAAACCACCCAGCACUGACACACACACACAUAAAAUAAAACAACAUUUUAUGGCCAUCAGGAGAGGAAGACCUUCAAAAUAAAAGCCCAAAGUGUCUUCAGGGGAGGAGUUGGACUGUUUUCAUCAUGUUGAUGUGAAGAGUUGUGAUGUUGGGCAACCUGAUGAGUCGAUGCGGGGUGCCCAGUUUGAUUGCCAUGACUACGCUGUUUAAAUGUCAGAUAUUAAAAAUAAAGACCAGAAAAACUCUUCUUUAACA